Seminavis robusta is the source of this 2151-nucleotide messenger RNA. The record is from the annotation of a GenBank genome assembly. Lineage: Eukaryota; Bacillariophyta; Bacillariophyceae; Naviculales; Naviculaceae.
AUGCAGCUUUUCAACGCUUGUGGGCCCUCCAACGAGCAUGUGGUGGCAGCGGGCACACUUUUCAACAACCCAUGGCGAUCCUUUGACAAGAAUUGUCCUGAAGCCAAUGCGGCAACAGCCAAUGAGGAAGACUUUCAAGAAGCCAAUGCGGCAACAGCCGAUGAGGAAGACUUUCAAGGUAGUUACGAAGCCCUUGGACAGGAACAACGAAAGCAGCUCAGGCAACUAGCAACCAUCUAUCUUCCCUCUGCGACCUACUCCCAGAAGGUAUUCCAAGCUGGGAAAAUUGCUGCCAUUCUACUGGAGGUUGACAAACUUGAAUUACUACUCCCACAUAAGAAGAAGGACCUGCUUGAGUUUGAAGCCGAAGCGCUUGCCCAGACUGGCAAAAUCAUGAUGCCACGGGUAGAAGACUUCUCCGAGAUCAAUCCCACGUUGAACAAGAAGCUAAUGGUUGCCUAUGGGGAAUGGCCGAUUUCCGCUAUAUGUAUCCAGCAAGCGAGAAUAGUGUCAUCGAUACGAUGGCUGAAAAAAGCUUCAUCGGCUGCACGACAAAAAAACAAUUCACCGACAAAUGGAAUUCAGAGGUCCAAAAGUACCGUAGGCGACUCAAUGCAAAGAAGAAAUCCGCAGCACAAGAAGCAGCGGCGGCACAAGCAGCAGCACAAGCUGCAAAAAGCAGCAGCACAAGCUGCACAAGCAGCGGCGUCGGCACAAGCAGCAGCAGCAGCAGCAUCACGAGUGGAGACUUCCACAUCAUCAUCAUCAGCUCAAGGGGUUAGCACAGAUAAUCCCUCAACUCCGAGCGCCAGCAAGGCCGCUCCAGCAAUUGUUACCCCAGCAGCAGCAGCAGGAAAGGAGGCAGCCCCAAUUCCUUGCUCUUUGGGGGGUGCAGCAGAGCCUGCAAAUUCAAAGAAGGUACAGGCAGGAGCACUAGCGGCAUCAGUGGCAGUAUAUGAUGGGAAGAAAGCGGAGGAAGAUGAAGCACAAACAAAGGAUCCAGCUGCUGCCACAGAUUUGAAACUGAAGGGGGCAGAAGCAUCCAAGGAGAAGGAUUCAUCCUCCAUGACAGCAGGAACGAAGGGGGGAAAGGGGGUGCAACCCGCCGUUGCCAACGGUACGGGCGCUCGCAGCCCAGCUGCCACCAGGAAGAGAGUGGCUAACCAAGCAAAAGCACCGAAGAACAACAAGAAGGCCAAGAUUGAAAGGACUGAGCGGCCAAAGUUUGAAACUCAUGACUGGUCUAGCAUCCCGAAAGGUCAGCAUCCACCCUUGCGUGUCGCCGGAAGCAACGAUUAUAAGAAGCCUGGGGCCAUUUGGAUCAAGGAGUCUCGAAAGAAGUAUGCAUUACUCAGAAAACUCUUGGUCACUCUUCAGUCAAUGCAUCCGCCAAUAGAAGCAGACCGGUGUGCAUUGAGUGGGUUUGUCAACAAUUUACUUGGCGGGACAACACGUGGAGGCAACCCUUCAGACAGGGCUUUCUUGUGGCUGUUAAUCAGCAUUGCGCUCUGGAAAAAGAAAGACAGGGAUCCAGAUGGUGUUGUCCACAACCUCUUGGUUGACUUGAAACAGAAAGACCUGUUGAAAUAUGACAAGCUUGCGCAAGCUGAGCAAGCUACGAUUUCAGCAGCCAGCAACGAGCUGGACUGUUCUUGGAUGAAGCCACUUGCCGAAUAUGUUCGAACUGAGGGGGGCAUCUGCCCUACUACAUUGGAUGAUCUUUUGGAGUUGAACCAGAAUUGUCAUUGUGAUCUGAUGAACGAGCAUAACGCGAGCUUCUUCCUGAAGAACGCAUACGGCUUCACAGGCACCCUCUGCAUUGACAAGGACAUUCGCAAACUGGCUGCUUGUUUGGGAUUCAUUGAUGUCACUAAAUUCCUUGGACCCGAUGGCAAAGUCAGGACUAACAAAGUCAAUGCUGAGGAAGUUGCGGGCAGCCUCACGACCUGGCUCCGCACAGAAGAAUAUGCAGUUUUCACGGACACCUUGAAGGCAAUGCUGCAGAUCCUCGUUUUCAAUAAGGGCAACACCUUGCAGAAGAUCCAGACACGAGUAAUGAAAGACUUCAUUGCAGCUGAGGCAAUGGAGCUCGUCACCAUGAUCAAUAUCAUUAUUGCAGAGUUCAACGUAUCCCUCUCGAAGAACAAAUAG